AUGACUACACAGACGAACUCUCUCCCAGCACAGUUCAUGAGCAAAGAUAAUCUUAUACCACGAAACACAAUUACCCAGAUGGUUAUUGGAGGUUUUGGGAAUAGAAGCAAUUUCUCUGAUAUGAUCCAGACAGCAAAAUCAAUAGUGGACACAAGUGCCCCUGCAAUAUAUGGCCACCUUCAUCAGAAUUUAGGGAAGCUGAAGCUGGAGGAAUACAGACUUUCUGCCAUUGAAAGAGACAACUGUUUGCUGCUGGAGAUGUCCUGCAUCAUGAGAAAAAAGGGACAAAUUGACAACAAAAAUGACUAUAAGGCCAAAAGGUAACAUCAGCAGCACUAUUUCUAUGUAGUUAUCAAGUUACCUUCCCAGUGACAAACAUAGCUAAGGAUCAACUGCUCUGUAAGGACACGUAUUUGAAAGGCAGCCUAAGGUAUAAUCAACACUUCAGAAAGCUAUUUUCUUGCCCUGUCACAUGAAAUCUGACACCAGGUCAUUUUCCUCCUACCCUCUGCUGAAGAGAAGAUGGCUUUAAAUUAAUUUUUCAGUCUAAUAACUGAUGGAAUGAAAAAAAAAAAAAAGAGAGGGGGAACAUUGCCCUACUUUAAGGAAAUAAUUGAAGCAAACCUGUUACGUCUCAGCAAAGCUGUUGAUCCUGCUAAGUGAGUCAUUGCUGCUGACUUUGCCAGUUGUUCCUACAGACACCACCGGAAAAAGGGAGACCCAAAGCUUUGAGAUGAAAUAAAACCAGAGCAAAAAAUAGAAUUAAAAUGAAAAAAAAAAAAAGUGGAGCAGGAAGCAGGCAGAAGCAAAAAUUUUAUUUAAUGCUCAAAGGAGACCAAAUAAAACAUGCCUCCGUCACUGGAGUGAACCAUCCUACAUAUUUUUGAUUCAGGAGGAAAUUCACAUCCCAAACAGGGCACGGCAAAACAGUCAACAACAGGGACAGGUUUUGAAGUGAAGAGAAUGGUUUGUAUAGCUCAGGUGGUAAUUGUUAUCGCCUGUGAUUCAUUUACAGACAGACUACUUCAUGACAGACUGACUGCUCAUCAGAUCCUAAAGUGUCUCCAGACAGCAAAAUGCUGAUCAGGUGCAAGUGACCUAGGUAGAACUCACUAUACAUCACUGUCAUGAAUAUUUGCACAGUUCCUUUAUCUGAAGCAGAGUUGGUCAUGGCCACAUCAUGCAAAUCCACAUCAUAGCACUUAUGGUUUGUCACUAGUGAAUAAUACCCUGAUCAGUGCAGGUAUCAGCAAGCAUCCACUGCCAAAGGUGUGAUUCCACAUGAUAUAGAAGGAGCAGAGUAUCCUCCCUCUCUCCCUUCACAAUUCAAGUGGCAAACUCCUGUUGUUUUCC
Messenger RNA from Pseudopipra pipra, 1353 nucleotides. RefSeq names its product CFAP97 domain containing 2 (gene CFAP97D2). NCBI's taxonomy places the organism in Eukaryota, Metazoa, Chordata, Aves, Passeriformes, Pipridae. The record is from RefSeq and is a predicted model, not a curated record. The coding region runs from base 1 to 324 and encodes 107 amino acids. The transcript has 3 exons.